CACCGGAGAAGUGGAACCAUGCCAACAGGGACUGUGCAGGGAGAAACCAGUCUCCCAUCAACAUUGUGACCAGGAAGACCUUGAAAGAUGAGCGCCUGACUCCUCUGCGCUUUGAGAAUUACCAGCAGAUUUUCAGAAGCUCCAUCAAAAACAACGGCCACUCCGUUCAGGUUGGAGUUCCUCACAUCAGCACCAUCACAGGUGGAGGCCUGCCCACCACGUACAAGGCUGUGCAGUUCAUGGCACCUCCUCUUUGCCCUCCAUCUCCUUGGCACAGCUGAUUCCAUCGGAGCAGAAUAUGACCUCUUAUUACCGUUACAAGGGUUCUCUCACCACCCCGGGGUGCACUGAGUCUGUGAUUUGGACUGUGUUUGAGAACCCCAUUCCUUUGAGCACUGAGCAGUUGAAAGCUUUCUCUACGAUCCAGUUUCACGAUGGAAAGCUUUGUGGAGUAAAACCAAACAAAAAGUCAUUACAAACCAGUGACAAUUCCUUUUAAAUGCUUUAUAUGACGUGCACGAACCUGCAUGUCCUGACGUUCCAGAUGUUUUAGUAAAAGCUACGUGGCUGCAGGAGCGAAGCGUCCCACACGGAGCAGAGCUCGCCCCGGUCAGAUCUCAGUGAGCUCAUCGUGUGAACACACAAACGUGUUCACGGCUCAGACAGCAGGCUCUCAGAUGCUCCGAAUGUUUUCGACUGUGAACUACAGCCCGCUGAGUCCACCCACACGUAUUUAGGAGAACCUUCAUGUAUUGUGGUCCAUGCAGUGUUACAGGAAUAUUUAAUGUGGAUGAUGAAGCAAAGAAUCUGUUCAUUUUAUAUAAGGACUCAUGGUUUCUUUUUACACUGUUAUUGUACACAUGUAUUUAUGUACUGAAUGUUUAUAUUGACAUGAGGCGCGCAGUUAUUAUUUAUGUAUUGCUAUAUUUAUACAGAAUGCAAAUCCGUAUGAAGCUUCAGACAGUUUAUGAGAAAUUUAGUAAACUUUUUAAGUUCAAGCAUAUGAAACUGUUGAGUUGUAAUGCUUCUAAAGUCUCAUAAAUCAUAUAGUGAAUUUUACUGUUGAAUAAUAAACUACAUGAAUUUUUAAUGCCAA
Messenger RNA from Austrofundulus limnaeus, 1096 nucleotides. RefSeq names its product carbonic anhydrase 4. The record is from RefSeq and is a predicted model, not a curated record. Gene Ontology annotation, cellular component: plasma membrane. Gene Ontology annotation, molecular function: zinc ion binding; carbonate dehydratase activity. Lineage: Eukaryota; Metazoa; Chordata; Actinopteri; Cyprinodontiformes; Rivulidae.